Molecule: messenger RNA, 284 nt
Organism: Dentiscutata erythropus
Lineage: Eukaryota; Fungi; Glomeromycota; Glomeromycetes; Diversisporales; Gigasporaceae
Source: the annotation of a GenBank genome assembly
AUACUGUGAUAAAGCCUUCAUCAUCUAUAUUAGGCGGAGUAUUUUCUUUCUCGUUUGUACCAGACUUUUGUAAAGCAAAGGUUCAAGCUGGAUCCUCUAUUGUUAGCUUAUCUCUUGGAGCUUUAUUAAACAAAAUUGCCUCUUUUGUAGGUAUCAUCAUUGUAUCAAGAUUAGCUAGGUUUUCAGUAUUUUCCUUGGGGUUUUCUUCCAAAUUUGAAACAGAAAAGUUUUCUUUUGGAAGUUUCUCUUGUACUUCAGUUAUUGUUGGUUCUUCCUGCUGUUAG